UCCUUUUUAAGGCUUUUUGGGGUGUCAAUGAAAAAUGGCUUCCUUCGUAAUCAUUGAUAUUUUUACACCAACACAUACACGUUUCAACGAUUCAAAAAUAAAUCUAAUAAAAUAACGGAUAUUUACCUUACACACGAUUGCAGAAUUUUGAUCGAUUGAUGCGAAGAUUACGGAGAGCUCAUAACACAUAACUUUUUACAAUUUAUAUGCAUAAUUAGCAACUUCUGCAUCCUAGAAGACCGACGACCGUUCACUGCUUCUUUUUAUUCUUCUUCACACCAUCUUGCACUCCACUUUCAGUCAAACAUUUUGUUAUCACUUUUUUACCUAAAUUUCACUGUGGACGAUUGUGUAAAUUUUAUCACUUCUCUAUAUUUACCUAAUCUUUGAAUUAAAUGGGUUGUGACAACAUUUUUCGCACUAAUUCUGACGAUUUGCUUGCCAAAAGUCCGAACACCGAAUCAGAAAUUAAUUUUGUUUUCGAUAUUGUACACACGCAAUCUGGUUUCGUAUGUGUUCACCAAAACAUAAACAGUCAUUGAUCAUCAUUGACAGAGAUGCCAGAUUAUCUGAAGACAAUGCUGAAUAAAAUGUUAAAAACAUUCAUUAUAAUUAAUUGCUUAGCCUUUAAAUGUAUUCAGACUAUUCAUUUUAAACUAUCCUAUGCUGAAAAUAUUUUUAAUUUUCAAAACUGAAGAGAAAAAAACUACUUUUUGUGUGGCAACUCCAUGUAAUUUGACCAAUUGGCAACCCUGUCUGAUGUUUACUCCGGCCGCAAAAAGUGUCAACAAAAACAAACAGAAGCAAUAUUUUCAUCAUGCCGAGACCAUCCCGGAAGAGGAAAGCUGCCGUUUUGUCCUGGUUUUCUAGGAAAACUCGACCAAGAAACAGCGAAGCGAAUACAGAACCAGAUCAACUUCGUUCUGGUUCAAUUUCUACGGGCCACGACAGAGAGACAGAGCUGUUGGAAAUCGUUCAACCGGAAGAUUCAAUUGAAGGUGAGUUAUCAAUGCAUUAUAAACUAGUAUCAACUAGUAUUGUAUUCUCGUAUGCAUUUUUAGACUGCCGUUGUGAAUUCGCAUUCGGUCGGUUUGCAUCGGAUAGCACGGAAGAUGUCACCCUGCCAUACAUUCAGCGCCCCACGGAAGUCGAAGAGAGUUGUGAACUGACUGUAAAUGAACACAGUCUGGCAGAAUCUUACAUAAUGGACAUCGAGGACCUAGCGCUGCCAGAGAUCCCGUUACUGGAAAAUGCGUUAGAAUCGAUUUUCCCCACUAUUUCCGAAAAUGAUAUUUUUCCGUGGGAAACCAACGCACACGGAUUCGAAUUAGCAGCCGCCAUACAUUGCACACCGGAACCACCGAUCCGCUAUUGCGACGAGGAACAACUACCGGAAUUCCCAACAACACACGACAGGUGUGAAUCAUCUUGCGUGGGCCAAAUGUUCGCAGAUACUACACCACCUUCACCGAUGUUCCGUAACAACGACGAUAAGAUAGAAGACAUUCCUGAACUAGAUUUGUCAGCGGCGGGCUCGAGAAUCAUGAAUAGUGCUCAGUUAGGUGAUUUGAGUCGCAGUGCUAUCAGAAUGAGUCCAGAGUAUGCAAGUGGCGAAAUUGACAACCCAGUAUCACCAGCGCCCAUAGUGCGGUUUCCUAGCGACGAGUUGCUUGAAAGUCCGAUCAGUUUAGUACACUCUGAAGUCUCCAGUAAGCGGAAUGGUAAAAUAGUUGUUAUAAUACUCAAGUAUAUUGGUUUUCAAAUUAGUCCAAUUCUUAUUUUAGACGGCCAGCUUGAAAAUCGUGAUAUUCAUCGUAAUAACAAACGGCUUGGCAGCAAUUUGACUCGAUCGAAGACAACAAUCAUUUCAAUCCCAGGACUACCACCCGGAGGGGUCACCCCGUUGGUCCUGGACUGUUACUGCACAGCGUGUAUCAAAAACGCUACAAUAGCCCCGCAACGAGAGAUACAAGUACCUAAAGUUAGGACACCCGUUUCACUAGAACACAAAACCGAAUCGACAGAAGGAAAGAUGAUGCAGAUUUAUGCCACAUUCGAUGAACUUCAAUUUCCCGCGGCAAACCGUCGCUCGGAAUGUUUCGUGGGGACUGAUGCCAAAGAAUCCAUCCCAAUCAACCCAUCAGCAUCUCGCAGGUACACGUUCAGUAUGAUGCAUAUAUCUGUACAUUCAUUUUUUAUGUUUGUCUCAAGGAAUGGCUUUUGAAAAUACAACUUAGAAAUUAAAAAAUAAACUAGGAGUAGACUAUGCAACUUUGUACAAAUCUGAAUAAAGUUUGAACACAGACAAACAGACGUAACACCUAGAACAAUUUUCGUGAAAAUCCAUCGCCCAGCUCACAUUACCAGGUUUGGGACAAGAUAUUGGUUAUCAUGGAAAAAUUAGCGUCUAAGGCAGAGUUCCUGUGCGAGAACAAAACAAGUAACUUGUAGGUAUCAAUGUGUAAAUUGUAGUGUAUGUUUGAAUCCAUAAGACCUUCGCCACAAAUUUCGGCUAUUGAAAGCACUCAAGUUAAGUGUUUGGACAUCUACACUACUCCCACUGAAUGAAGAACAUUUUCUGUUAGGGAACGUCCACAAAUUAAGCCACGCAAAAAUUGACCAUUUAUGGCCGCCAUUGCUCUGUUGUUAGUAAGAUGCAAAUCAAGAUGCAAAUCUUAACUCUACUUCAUAUUAUAUUGACUAGAAAUUUGAUCGUUCAUUUGCUCACUUGAAGUGCAAAAUCGACUAAAGUUUCAGCUACGUCAGUGCAGUACAUAUGGAUAUUUGCUAGUGUGGGUCAUCGGAAGCGUUUUCUUAGAUCAAAGCUUUUUUGGUUCCGUUUCGGGUCUUGAGUAUCUGUGCAAAAUUUGAGCACGAUCGGUUGCGUCUACACUUUGCGCAUUGCAAUUGAAAUUUGUAUGGGAUUUUGUAUGGGAAAACAUACUUUUUUGCAUUUUAGCCAUAAGUUGAAAAAGUUUGUCUGAAACUUUUUAACCGAUACUGUAAAUUGAUAGCCUAGGAUGUUCUGAAGAACUUUGUUGAAGACCGCAAAGCGAUCCGAUGCAUGUGUUUAUGUUUUAACAUGUAAAGGAAUAACAAUAGCAACAAAAUCAUGAUGUUUCACCAAGCAAUGCCAACGCUAUAACUUUUUUCAUAAGCAUCAGAUCACUUCGCGGUCUUCGACAAAGUUUUUCAGGACACCUUAGGCUAUGUUUUCACUUUAACGGUUACUCGGUUUUAGAAAAAUUCGAGCUUGUUAUGAGAGAAAUGCAAAAAAGUGUGUUUUCCCAUGUAAAACCCCAUACAAACUUCAAUCGCGAUGCGCAAAACGUAGACAUAAGUGAUCGUGCCCAAAUUUUGCACACUUAUUUGGGUCCUGAAAUGGUAUCAAAAAAGCUUUGAUCUGAUGGGAUACCAUUGAAUUUUUCACUUUUCCAUAUAAACGAUGACCCACUCUAAUAUUUGCAUCUUCAAAAUCGUGAGGCAAAUUGUUAGAAAGAGAGGGAGGAUAGGAAAACUUACACGUCGUCCCGUGCGGCCUUAUGACACACUUUUUGUAUGAUGUAUGAUGUAUGCCCUUUGACAUUUUUGUAUGAGUCGUCCUGCAUUGCUGAAUGUCCCUCAAUGCGAGACGUAAUUUAUGGACAUUCCCUUACUGUAGUGCCUCAAAAAAUUGUUCAUAGUCCAGAUGUUCUUCGAUCAAUUUCAAAUAUGCUACCACAACGGCCGAAUUAAACCUAACUGACUGACUGACUUGAAACUUACCCAGCCAACGGAAGUCUGCCUCAUUUAUUCGCUUUUCAAUAAUACAUGGUGGAAUCGGUUAUCGCGUCUACUACAUAAUCACAUAUUUUGAUAUGCAUAAACAUAUGAUUCGCUUUAAUUGUUUGCUACUUUUGCCUCGAAAGGUAAGUCAACAAAUACUAUUAACCUUUUUUUAGGGCAGAAAAUUUGUUUUGCCGGCUCUGUAAAUACAAUGUUGGAAAGAGAAUUGAUACAAUGAGCCGAGGGUCCUACCGGAGACGAGUACACAUUACUGCGUUGAUGUGUAAUGAAGGCUAUAAAUGGCACGAUACAUAUAUGGAGAUGUUUACGGGCGAGGCACCAGGAUUUUGGACCAAAAAAACAUCGAACAUUUUUUUGGUCCAAAAUCCAAUCAUUGGCAAGGAGCAGAAAAUCUCAAGCCAAUCCAAAUUCAAAGCGACGGUCAAAACAUAUCCAAAAAGAAAAAGAAACUGAUUAUGGCGAGGAAGCUGUAGAGGCAGCAGAAAAUGCAGCACUUGAGCAGUCAGUUGUUGAUGUAGUGUUCAUGCGCCUUAAGUAUAAGGUUAUAUAUACAUAUAUAAACGUGAUUUGCGAGUCUAACGCGAUUUACGGUUUCUUUCAAUACAGAUGACGGAUGUUACGAAGCAAAAACUUACCAACAACCUGACAAUCACGGAGAUGGAGGAGAUGGCAAAAGGACGCAUUUUAUAACGAUUUAUUCCUGAACUUAUUAACGCUCGGGAUAGCACUAAAUGGAAAAAGUGUGAAACAUUAGUUCAAACAACCCACACAUGGAAUUUCUUAAAGUCAAAUCGUGCUGUGGUGGGAUUGGUGUUACGCGUUCUGAAGGAAGAACAAUCUUUGGAUUUUAAAGAAGGUCAAAUGUUCGUCGAUUCCUGUCAUCAAUUCCUUUGCUGCGUUCCUGAUGCUGUCUCUACAGAUGGAGAUACGAUACUGUUAAUUAAGAAAAAAGAUUCAACAGGAAAUAUCAAACAGCAAGCAUCAACUGCAAGAGGCGUUCUAGGUUGCAAGUUGAAAGACGGAAAACUCAUCUUGGAUCGAAACACGAACCUCGAAAUUCAAGCGGCAAUGCAUAUCUGCUUAAGUGCAAAAUGUCUCUUAUUUUUUAUGUUGGGUACGGAUGUAACGAACUAUCUCUUUACAAUCGUUGACCGAGAGGAAGCAUUAUUUUCUGGUAAAAUUGAACCCAAAUUGAAUACGUUUUUUGAAGAAUAUUUUUUGAAAAAAGUGAUGGAAAAACGAAUUUCCGUUAAGCAGUGAAACCGAAAGUAGAGUAGAUAAGACCUGAAAAGUAAAACGAGAAAAAAUAUAUUUGUUCUACAAUGUGCUAAACGUCUUGGUAUAUUAAAAAUAUUGAUGUAUAAUGCUUAUUUGUUUUUUAUCAAAUCUACAAAUACAUUUAAAAAUGAAGUUGUGCCUAUCUGACUUAUAUUCAUAGGCUCGGAAACUACUGAACCAAUCGGGGUGAAAAUGUGUAAGUGACGGUUUCUGGGGCCCGGGUAAGAUUCUUAGCAUGGUGUGGGACCCCUCCCAUUUCUGUAAAUGGAGGCUCCCAUAAAAAUGAAUUCGCAGAAGAGUUUAUUAUAGAGCGGUAUGUCAAAAGGCGUAGUAGGCUAAGAUUACUGGUCCCCAAAUUGAUCUCUUUUGGGCUGACUAGUUGUCUUAUCCUG
Messenger RNA from Aedes albopictus (Asian tiger mosquito), 5456 nucleotides. RefSeq lists its product as uncharacterized. The record is from RefSeq and is a predicted model, not a curated record. The coding region runs from base 818 to 2224 and encodes 468 amino acids. The transcript has 2 exons. NCBI's taxonomy places the organism in Eukaryota, Metazoa, Arthropoda, Insecta, Diptera, Culicidae.